Messenger RNA from Rangifer tarandus platyrhynchus (Svalbard reindeer), 3039 nucleotides. Lineage: Eukaryota; Metazoa; Chordata; Mammalia; Artiodactyla; Cervidae. The record is from the annotation of a GenBank genome assembly.
AUGCCGGUCAUGAAGGGGUUGCUGGCCCCGCAGAACACCUUCCUGGACACCAUCGCCACCCGCUUCGACGGCACGCACAGCAACUUCCUGCUAGCUAACGCACAGGGCCCACGGGGCUUUCCCAUUGUCUACUGUUCCGACGGCUUCUGCGAGCUCACAGGCUACGGCCGCACCGAGGUCAUGCAGAAAACCUGCAGCUGCCGCUUCCUCUAUGGUCCAGAGACCAGUGAGCCAGCCCUGCAGAGGCUGCACAAGGCUCUGGAGGGCCAUCAGGAGCACCGCGCUGAAAUCUGCUUCUACCGAAAGGAUGGCUCAGCCUUUUGGUGCCUCCUGGACAUGAUGCCCAUCAAGAAUGAGAUGGGGGAGGUCGUACUUUUCCUCUUCUCCUUCAAGGACAUCACUCAGAGCGGAGGCCCAGGACUUGGCCCCCCAGGAGGCCAUGGCGAUAGUAAUCAUGAAAACUCCCUUGGCAGGAGGGGAGCCAGCUCAAGACUUCGAUCUGCCAGGAGGCAGAGCCGUACUGUCCUACACCGACUGACCGGCCACUUUGGCCGCCGGGGCCAGAGAGGCAUGAAAACCAAUAACGUGUUUGAGCCAAAGCCAUCAGUGCCCGAAUACAAGGUGGCCUCCGUGGGGGGGUCCCGCUGCCUCCUCCUCCACUACAGCGUCCCCAAGGCCAUCUGGGACGGCCUCAUCCUCCUCGCCACCUUCUACGUUGCUGUCACUGUCCCCUACAAUGUCUGCUUCUCGGGUGAUGACGACACCCCCAUCACGUCCCGACACACCCUUGUCAGCGACAUCGCCGUGGAGAUGCUCUUCAUCCUGGAUAUCAUCCUGAACUUCCGCACCACCUAUGUGUCCCAGUCUGGCCAGGUGGUCUCUGCUCCUCGUUCCAUUGGCCUCCACUACCUGGCCACCUGGUUCUUUGUUGACCUUAUUGCUGCUCUACCUUUUGACCUGCUUUAUGUCUUCAACAUCACCGUGACAUCGCUGGUGCACCUGCUGAAGACGGUGAGGCUGCUGCGGCUGCUGCGGCUGCUGCAGAAGCUGGAGCGGUACUCGCAGUGCAGCGCCGUGGUGCUCACACUGCUCAUGUCGGUCUUUGCGCUCCUUGCCCACUGGAUGGCCUGCGUCUGGUAUGUCAUCGGGCGCCGGGAGAUGGAGGGCAACGACCCGCUGCUCUGGGACAUCGGCUGGUUGCACGAGCUGGGCAAGCGGCUGGAGGUGCCCUAUGUCAACGGCUCAGCGGGCGGCCCGUCGCGGCGCAGCGCCUACAUCGCCGCGCUCUACUUCACGCUGAGUAGCCUCACGAGCGUGGGCUUCGGCAACGUGUGCGCCAACACCGACGCCGAGAAGAUCUUCUCCAUCUGCACCAUGCUCAUAGGCGCGCUGAUGCACGCCGUGGUGUUCGGGAACGUGACGGCCAUCAUCCAGCGCAUGUACUCGCGCCGCUCGCUCUACCACAGCCGCAUGAAGGACCUCAAGGACUUCAUCCGCGUGCACCGCCUACCGCGGCCACUCAAGCAGCGCAUGCUCGAGUACUUCCAGACCACGUGGGCGGUCAACAGUGGCAUUGACGCCAACGAGUUACUGCGUGACUUCCCAGACGAGCUGAGAGCUGAUAUUGCUAUGCACCUGAAUCGGGAGAUCCUGCAGCUGCCGCUGUUUGGAGCAGCGAGCAGGGGCUGUCUGCGGGCUCUCUCCCUACACAUCAAGACCUCAUUCUGCGCUCCUGGCGAAUACCUGCUGCGCCGUGGCGACGCCCUGCAAGCGCACUACUAUGUCUGCUCUGGCUCACUGGAGGUGCUCCGCGACAACAUGGUGCUGGCCAUCCUGGGAAAAGGAGACCUGAUUGGGGCAGAUAUCCCCGAGCCUGGGUCAGGCACAGCUCCAAGCUGCGUGCUGAAGACCAGUGCUGAUGUGAAAGCACUCACCUACUGUGGCCUGCAGCAACUGAGCAGCCAAGGGCUGGCCGAGGUCCUGAGGCUCUAUCCUGAGUAUGGAGCUGCCUUCCGGGCUGGCCUGCCCCGGGACCUCACCUUCAACCUGCGCCACGGCUCUGAGACCAAUGGCCUCUGCCGCUUUUCCCGAUCCCCUCGCCUCUCCCAGCCCCGUUCAGAGAGCCUGGGCUCCUCCUCAGACAAGACCCAGCCAUCCAUCACAGAGGCCGAGGCUGGGGCCGAGCCUGGCGGUGGUCCCAGGCCCCGGCGGCCCCUCCUGCUGCCCAACCUCAGCCCAGCGCGGCCCCGGGGCUCCCUGGUCAGCCUCUUGGGGGAGGAGCUGCCCCCUUUCUCAGCCCUUGUCUCCUCUCCUUCCCUGUCCCCAGCCCCUUCCCCUGCCCUGGCUGGCCGGGGGCACAGCCCCUCCCCUCAUGGCCCCCCCAGGGGCUCUGCUGCCUGGAAGCCCCCCCAGCUUCUCAUUCCCCCACUGGGAACCUUUGGACCUCCGGACCUCAGUCCCCGGAUAGUGGAUGGCAUUGAGGACUCUGGCAGCACGGCAGAGGCCCCUACGUUCCGGUUCAGCAGGAGGCCUGAGCACCCUAGAUCUCGCUUGCAGGCCUCUCCUGCAGGGCCCAUGCCCAGCCAGGAAGCCGCCCCUGAGGCUGAGGAGGUGAAGGAAAAGGUCUGCAGACUGAACCAGGAGAUUUCCCGUCUCAACCGAGAAGUGUCUCAACUUAGCCAGGAACUUCGACACAUGAUGGGCCUGCUGCAGGCCAGACUGGGUCCCCCGGGCCACCCAACAGUCUCGGCUUGGCCCCCACACCCUCCUUGCCCACCUCAGAGGCCUCCGUGCAGUUCUCCUUAUAUGUCCGGACCACCACCUGGCCUCCACGAUACUACUCGGGCUGAGAUCCACUGCCCAGCCAGUGUGGGGACAGCAGAGAUGGGGGCUGCCCCCCCCAGCCUGAGACCCUCUGUACGGUCCCCCUACCCCUCCGAGCCUGACCCUCUGGGACCCUCCCCAGUGCCAGAGGCCCCGCCUCCAAACUCAAGCCUCAUGAGGCACAGCUUCCGGUCCAGGUCAGACACGAUCCACUGA